Molecule: messenger RNA, 777 nt
Organism: Drosophila mauritiana
Lineage: Eukaryota; Metazoa; Arthropoda; Insecta; Diptera; Drosophilidae
Product: ATP-dependent RNA helicase DHH1
Exons: 1
Coding region: 26-676 (216 amino acids)
Source: RefSeq, a predicted model, not a curated record
GCAACCGACAACCAUAUUGAGCAGCAUGUUCAGGUUUUUUCACCUCGGCAUCCUGGUCAGCCUGAUCAGCCUGAUCAGCUGUUUUGCAUUGAUAAACGCCCAGCAGCAGCAGCAAUCCCACCAGCAGAUUUCGGGGAUAAAACUCCACCCAUCAUGGCUGUACUCGAUGCCCUGGCGUCCUUUGAUCCUGCCCACAGCCAGUCCUUCACUGCCUUCUCUGACGGCGCUGGCUCAACUGAGUCCUGGCUACACGGGCCCGCAGACCUUUCCGCCAGUUCCACAGGAUCAACGCCAACAGACGCAGCAAUAUCAACAACAUCAGCAACAGCAAUUCCAGCAGGCAUAUCUGCAGCAAUACCAGCAACCCUCCGUCCUGGUGGGCUUGUUCACUCCUCAACUGCAGGCCCAGCCACUGGCAGCUCCUCCUCCGCAGGCUGGGCAUUUUACCCUGCCCUUCAGGCCCUCGCCCUUCGCCGGAUAUACGGAUGACGGAGAUGAGCAUUUAGCCCAGGGGAAGGGCAACGGCAUUCAAGAGCAAACGGCGCAGCGGGAACUGGAGGAGCCGACCUUCCAUGAGCAUGCCUAUAAUAAUAAGCCAGCGGCGGAGGGAUCGCAGCAGCCAAGGGGCUACGUCUAUCUAUCGCCUAGUAAUGCCUAUAAUCUAGUAAGAACUUAGGUUACAGAGCGCACAUAAAUAUCACCUUUUUUUGUGUUAGUUCUUAAGUUAUUGUAUACCAAAUAUCAAUCAGUCUCGUUGGCUUGAAUUCCAACUACAUA